Molecule: messenger RNA, 1054 nt
Organism: Helianthus annuus (common sunflower)
Lineage: Eukaryota; Viridiplantae; Streptophyta; Magnoliopsida; Asterales; Asteraceae
Exons: 2
Coding region: 209-793 (194 amino acids)
Source: RefSeq, a predicted model, not a curated record
AGAGGAAUAAAAAAAUAUAUUAGGAAACAACAAUUUGCGUGCAUCCUUUUGUUUUCUCUACCGAUUAAUUUCUCUGGUGACCUGGAAGAACCGAAAAUGGUAGAAACUCCGACAAGAUACCGUCAUCCGAUUUCUCCAUACAUGUAACCGAUUUUCAUAUCUCUCACACAGCAAUUAAACCCUAGCUUUUUCACCGUAUACAAAAAUCAUGGUGUUAUGGGAGAUAACAUUAGGAACAGCGUACUUUUUAGGAUUAAAGAGGACUUACAAACUCGCUCUCAAGAUUCAACGGCGUCUUGUUUCUCAUAAACACCCUAAGACCCGUCAAUUUCUUCAAAGGAAAACACGCUCCGUAUUUGAUGUGGCACUAAAGGUUCACCGAGAGGUACAAAAAAGAGACAUCGAAGUAGGUAGAAAUCUUGGAAACUGGAUCCUAAGAUGGCUGGACAAAAUGAAACCCGCUGCGCAGAUACGUGAACGAAACCAUACCAAAACCGACAACACUAAAGUCAACCCCGCGAAAAAACAUUUGACCGACAACCGUAACCAGAAGCCUCCACAAAGCCAUGAAACAUCUUACAUCAAAAACAAGGAUCAUGAAUCUCCCGGUAAGCGUCAUUUUAGUUCAAGACAAUAUUGUCAUGCAGCAUAUGCAACUGUCGGUAUGAUGAUGAAGCCGGUUGGAGGUAAUACUCAGUACAGACGGUUCAACACUUUUGAGAUGAAAAAUACAAGAUUAGGGUUUGAUGGGGUGAUUCGGAAUGAUAUAAUGUGGUGGAUGAUGCAGAAAUAGGGCGUGAAAGAAGUAUAAAACCAUGUGAUUCUUACCUGUUGGUGUUGUUUAUUACAAUUUUUGAGUAUAGCGGUUUGAGAAGUUUCGAAUGAGAACGGUUAAAUAAUUAGUAAUCAAAUGAACCAUUUUUUGAUAUUUGGAUCAUGUUUCAAUGGAUGUUUGAAGACAAUGUUGGAACCAAGAAUCUGUACUGGUUCGAUGCCAAAAUGGACUCAAAAUGAAGUUUUUGACUUUGUGAUGUAAGACAGUUUUUUAGAGUCA